AUGCUUGCAAACGAGCGCACGACACGACGACGCUUGCCGCGUGCGGAAGCCAUCGCUGCCGGUGCAUCCAUGAGAUCGUCUACAUCGUCGGCAGCUGCAGCACCCACCACGACCCAAGCAUCACCUGGUAGAAGAAAGCAAGUGAUUCAUGUGGCCGACGUCGUCAGGGCGAGGAAGGAGCUGGAUGCGAUAUGGAAGGCCACCCCCGCCAACGCACCAUCCAUCGAUCAAAACGGUGACGCUUCUUGGGGAUCUGUUGUCUUGUGUGAAGCCACCACGUGGAAUGAUUUCGAGCGAUGGCUCAAAUCCAACGAAGGACGAGUGCGACGGUGGGUCUUUGAGCCUCUGGCUGAUAGGCCGCCUGGCAAGGGAAGAGUGGUCAUCUACAGCAUUCCAUCUUCCAUUCUCGAAGAAACAGCCGGUUUCGUCAACAGCUCGAUCGUCAUGCAAAUCCAAGAGGCUGGAAAUGAUAUCCGCCUAUUCUCUACUGUGCGCUGGAAAGCGUCUCCCACUUGCCGGACACGAGAUUUUGGCCAAGAACCCGAUGCUUCUCUCACUCCUGUGGGCCUGACGAUUGGAGGAUCGGUGUUGGCGGCCGGACCUGACUUCCCAUAUCCCAACGUCAUCGUCGAAGUGGCCUACAAGAAUGACUCCCUAGAACGACUUCGUGCCAAACUCGACCGUUGGAUGAGUGACACUACUUCUGUCCAAGUCGCAAUUGGAAUCAAGAUCGAUGCUGCUAGCCCGAGCCGAGUAGCUAUCUUGCUCCAACGUGGUCAACCUGUUAUGCCACCUGUGGAGUUUGGGCAUCCAGACCCAGGCCCGCUUCAGAUUUCGUUUCCCCUCGCAUCUGUGUACGCUGGUGUGGCGUUACCACCCGCGUUGGCGGGUCUCGGCAAUACCCCAAUUUCGAUUGAUUUGAUUCAGUUGCGAACCGUGAUGGAUGAAGCUAUCGGGCAAGAACUGCCUGCAGCUCAGUAA
This is a messenger RNA of Aphanomyces astaci, 981 nucleotides long. RefSeq lists its product as hypothetical. NCBI's taxonomy places the organism in Eukaryota, Oomycota, Saprolegniomycetes, Saprolegniales, Verrucalvaceae. The transcript has a single exon. Bases 1 to 981 code for a protein of 326 amino acids. The record is from RefSeq and is a predicted model, not a curated record.